Pogoniulus pusillus (Red-fronted tinkerbird) is the source of this 1892-nucleotide messenger RNA. It is a transcript of the gene ZPLD1, whose product is annotated as zona pellucida like domain containing 1. The coding region runs from base 576 to 1823 and encodes 415 amino acids. The record is from RefSeq and is a predicted model, not a curated record. Gene Ontology annotation, cellular component: cell surface. The transcript is spliced from 16 exons. Lineage: Eukaryota; Metazoa; Chordata; Aves; Piciformes; Lybiidae.
CCACCCCAGGUGAGACCACUUUGCUCUCCCUGCCUGCUCCCCUAAUAAGCACCAGGAAAGGAAGAAGUCCUAAGCUGUGCCCAACUGAACAGAGAUAUUCUUCUUCUGUCAUCACUGAGCCAGUAUUGCCUUAUGCCAAGUGUGUUAUGGCUGUAUUCACCUUGUUCAAAAGGAGUUGCUGGCCUGGAAAGCUGCUAACAACAGGAUGCAUCAGGGAGAAGUAUAUAACUAGAUGUUCUGCAGUGGCCCAAAGCUGAAAUGCUUCAAGGACUGGACAUAAACCCAGUUCUGAUGGAAUUUAUGUGCUGUUUGAGUUGGGAAGAUGCUCUAUGGGCCAAAUAUACUUCAGAACGAUUUCGACCUUCAUGAUAUGUUUUGUCAGGAUAGAGUAAAUAAUAGCCUGUCAUCGACUGUGUUUCCAGCCUGUCAAGACUAUUACACACUACUUCUGAGGCUCAGAGUGUUUUCUGAAAAAGUUCUGCAGGGCAGAGCAGUCAAACACUUGAUCACAUGCAGGAGCACAGGAUAGAUGGAGUACAGCUGACUCAACAGCUACAGGGGAUUUGGGUUUUGCAAUGGAACAGGUAUGGUUACUGCUCCUGCUGACGAUUAAAGUGUUCGCAGUGACUGCUCAGUUCAAUGGAUACAACUGUGAUGCUAACCUCCAUAGCAGGUUUCCUGCUGAACGAGAUAUCAAUGUUUUCUGUGGAGUACAGACAAUCACUAUGAAGAUAAAUUUUUGCACAGUUCUUUUCUCUGGUUAUUCCGAGACGGAUCUGGCGCUGAAUGGGAAACAUGGGGAUGCCCACUGCAGGGGCUUCAUCAAUAACAACACCUUUCCAGCAGUGGUCAUUUUCAUCAUCAAUUUGAGUACUCUGGAAUCCUGUGGAAACACUUUAGUGGUAUCCUCAGCUCGAGGUAUCAAUGCUUAUGGAAAUACCUCAGUGGUGCAGAUAGGUAAUGUCUCAGGAUAUAUUGAUACUCCAGACCCUCCAACAAUUAUCAGCUAUUUGCCUGGGCUUCUGUACAAAUUUAGCUGUAGCUAUCCACUGGAGUACUUGGUGAACAAUACACAGCUUGCUUCGUCAUCAGCUGCUAUUUCUGUACGAGAGAACAACGGUACAUUUAUCAGCACUUUGAAUUUGUUGCUUUACAAUGAUUCAACCUACAGCCAGCAACUCCUCAUCCCAAGUACAGGUUUACCUUUGAAAACCAAAAUAUAUGCAGCUGUAAGAGCAACCAACCUGGAUGGCAGGUGGAAUGUUUUGAUGGACUACUGUUACACUACACCAUCUGGUAAUCCUAGUGAUGAACUUCGAUACGAUCUCUUUUUCAGCUGUGACAAGGACCCACAGACAACUAUCAUUGAAAAUGGCAAGAGCCAGAUGGGCCGGUUCUCCUUUGAGGUGUUUCGCUUUGUGAAGCACAAGAACCAGAAGAUGUCUACAGUCUUCCUUCACUGUGUGACAAAGCUGUGCAGAGCAGAUGACUGCCCCUUUCUUGUGCCAAUUUGCAGUAACAGAGAAAGAAGAGAUGUUGGUGGGAGGACAACUUGGACCCCUCAGAGCACCUCUGGCAAUGCUGUGAUCUCUGCUGGCCCCAUCAUUACAAGGAGUGAUGAGACUCCAACCAACAACUCACAGCUUGCUCAUCCCAGUGGACCUCCUUUCCAGCUGAAUGCAGUCACCAGUGCACUCAUUUCAGGCAUUGUUGUUCUAGGAAUCACAAGCAUUUUCUUUUUUGUGUGGUCUCUGACUCUUCUGCACAGGAAGUGGCCCAGCAGCUCAGGCUUGAGUGGCAUCCGAAACCCAGUCUUCAACUAAAAGUGAUAAUUAACUUGCACUUUUUCUUUGGAGUUGCCUUUCUUGUCCAUGAAAUAUGGUUCCACUAAA